Molecule: messenger RNA, 1673 nt
Organism: Salvelinus fontinalis (brook trout)
Lineage: Eukaryota; Metazoa; Chordata; Actinopteri; Salmoniformes; Salmonidae
Product: kinetochore protein NDC80 homolog
Exons: 8
Coding region: 1-1098 (365 amino acids)
Biological process (GO): attachment of mitotic spindle microtubules to kinetochore
Cellular component (GO): Ndc80 complex
Source: RefSeq, a predicted model, not a curated record
AUGGUCAAAAGAACGGAGAAAGUCAAACUGCAGACAGGCCUGCAGAAGCUGCAGAGUUAUCGCAGUAACCUGGAGUCUUUCAAAGCCAACCUGGAGAAGAAAGCCUCUGGAAUGGCCAAGAAGCUGGAAGCAUCUUUCAAAGCCAACCUGGAGAACAAAGCCUCUGGUUUGGUCGAGGAGCUGGAAGCAUCGGGACUGCAAGUGGAGACCCUAAAACAGGAGGAGUCCCGGCUCCAACACAUCUUGUCCACCCAGAAGUUCACUCCCGCAGACAUUGAGAGGAUCAACUGGGAGAAGAGGGAGCUGCAGCAGACCAUCAACAGCCUGAGCAAGAGCCUGGAGCAGGCCGAGCAGCACAUGUGGAACGAGGAGAUCGCUCUGGCCAAGGCCAAGGAGACGGCCGAAGUGAAGCUGGCCGAGUACCACAAGCUUGCCCGCAAACUGAAGCUCAUCCCUGUGUCUGCCGAAAACGCGUGCGGCCACGACUUUGAGAUCAGGACCUCCACAGAAUACGGACCGUCCACCAUGGUUCAAUGCAGAACACAGAUUCAACAACUACUGAGGAAACUGAUCACUGAUGUGGACGAGGAGUGUAGUCGACUGACAGACAUGAAACUAAGCCUGGAGGAGUCCAUAGAACAGGUGAAUUCUAAUAUUUCAGAUAAAGCGAAUGACUUGAAACACCUGAGAGAGCAAAUCCGUAGGCUCGACGAGCAGCUCGAACAAGACAUGCAGGACAUUGCCAAUGAGAAGCAGAAGUGGUCUGCUGAGAUGGAGUCUGUGGAGACCCACCGCAAGCUGCUGGAGAAGAAGGUGACCCUGGGCUAUGACGAGUCUGUGGAGCAGCUGAAAGCUGCACAGCAACAGUACCAUCUUGUCCUGCAAGAAACCAAUGAGGAGCGGCGGACUGUGGUUAACAACCUUGCCAGUGUGUUAACCACGGCUGCCAACCACCUGUCCAUUGUAGAGAAAUUCUUAGAGGAUCAACACAAGCGAGUAGACAGGGUGUACACGGACGCCUUCCGGGAGGACGAGGUGGACAUUCAGAAGAUGAAGGACAUUAUGGAGGGCUUCAUCGCUAAAGUAAACAGCAUGUAGUUCCGUGCUUCACUAUAAAAGCUGACAUGAGCUCUAACUCUUUACCUGGUUAUUCCAUUCAGUUCAUUGGAACCAUCCCAGCGGGCAAAACAUGGUUUAGUGACGUUGUGACAACAGAAACUAGUUGAAAUGACAUCAUUAACAACCAGUUUUGCCUGUUGGGAUGAGUGCAGCUUUUCUUCUCUUCUAAGUGACGUCUUUACUGACCACAGUGAGCAUCACAUCAGUUCCAAAGGGCCACGCCAUCUUCUGCAGUUUCCCUGGUCACUGCUCUAAAGCACUGGGAACUUGUGAGACCAGAUGGGCAGACUAUUGGGUGCUGGUAGAAAAUAUGUUUAAAUAGGAGUUUUACUUUGUUCAAGUACCCCUGGGUUAGAUAAUGGGUGUACUGUUAAACCCUUUUUUGUAAACUAUUUUAUUGUUGUCUUGUGGUGUUUCUCAUCUGUUGAGCCACUAGACGGCAGUGUAAGGCUAGAUUUAGAGUACAGCAGUUUCUGGUUAGCUGAAAUAUAUACUGUUCUUUUGUUUAUUGUUGCAGUUUGUGAUGCUUUAAAUAAAGAUAUGUAUCCCCAAUA